Molecule: messenger RNA, 455 nt
Organism: Chara braunii
Lineage: Eukaryota; Viridiplantae; Streptophyta; Charophyceae; Charales; Characeae
Source: the annotation of a GenBank genome assembly
UGUUAAUGGAAAAAGACGGAGAAGAUCAAUGAAGCAUGGGAGGAAAGAAGAAGAAGCAGAAGAAAGGGGAGGAGGAAGAGGAGGAAGAGGAGGAAGAGGAGGAGAAGAAGGACGAAGACGAAGACGAAGACGAAGACGAAGACGAAGACGAAGGAGGAGGAGAGGAGGAGGAGGAGGAGGAGGAGGAGGAGGAGGAGGAGAGGGAGAGGGAGAAGGAGAAGGAGAAGGAAAAGGAGAGGGAGAAAGAGAAGGAGAAGGAGAAGGAGGAGGAGAAGGAGAAGGAGAAGAGGAAGAAGAAGAGGAAGAAGAAGAAGCAAGAAGAAGGAGAAGGAGGAAGGAGGAAGGAGGAAGGAGGGGAAGGGGGGAAGGGAGGCAGGGAGGGAGGACGAGGGGUAGGGGGGCGAAGGUAGUUUCUUCUUCGACAGUCCCCAGCUUCUAAGCAGUUUCGGACAAGC